AUGGAGCGAGUGGUGAUCGUCGGAGCAGGGCUUUACGGCUUGAUCGCCGCCAAAACUUACCUGCAUGUCUCCGGUGCUUAUGAUCGAGAGCAAGACUUGCUCGACGAGACCGAAGCUGCAGACGCAAUCCCCGAUUGCUUCAACAAGCCAAGAAGUCCCGCAACGGGUGACGCGGGAGGCGUGUUGGUACUCGAUUCUGCAUCGGAUAUCGGGGGCACCUGGGCAGAAGAAAGGCUCUACCCGAAUCUUCUGAGUCAGAAUUCAUACGGAUUAUAUGAGUUCAGCGAUCUUCCGCUCGCGGACGUGGUCGAAAAGACCGGCGUUGGACAACAGUUUAUCGCUGGUUGGAAAAUCAACCGAUACCUGCACGCGUGGGUCUCUAAAUGGAGGCUCAGAAAGCACAUUCGGUUAAAUUGGAGAGUUCGUGUUGAUUCUUUUCGCGGUCCUUCAGUAUUUAAUAGGUUGCAGGUCGACAGCAUUCAGCGCCUUGCCAGCAAGGAGUGGAAACUCAACAUCCGUCUAACCGCCACGAACAGCACAUUCAGUCUCAUCUGCGACAAAUUGAUCCUGGCAACGGGAUUGACCUCCGUUCCAAAUUUACCAGAUAUCGAAACGCCCGAGAAGGUCUCAAUCCCUGCGCCCAUCCUUCACGCCAAGGACAUCGGGAUCUGGGCUCGUGCACAUCUGGGAUACCGGCCGAUGCCUGGGCAUGAGACAAAGAUCGAUAGUACACCUAAGGCCGCGAGUCCGAAAUUACGCUCUGUUGCGGUCUACGGAGGCGCGAAGUCCUCCUUUGAUCUGGUGCAUUUCUUCGCCACGCUUCAUCGGAAAGACCCUUCACUGCAUCUGACGCUCGCCCCAGAGGACCCGGUUCAAGUGCACUGGAUCAUCCGAAAAAAAGGAAACGGGCCUUCAUGGAUGGCCCCUCCAACUUCCGCUCUCCCAAACGGUGAGGUCGUGGCAAGUGAUAAGGCUGCAAGUACCAGAUUCCUCCACCAUCUGACCCCGUGCAGCUCCGAAACACCCGGAAGGCUUUCUUUCGAAAACGGCUCUCUCAAGAUUGAAGGUUCAUGGCUGGCACGCCUUUUUCAUGGAAAUCCUCUCGGUCGCUGGUGGGUCCGCUGGUUCUGGGACUCGUUGGAUCGCAGCUUGGAGGGUUUAGCUCAGUACGAAGCAGAAGCGAAGAUGCAACUGCUACGGCCGAAUAAAAGCGUGAUCUCAUGCGGCUCUAGUAUCGGAAUAGCCAACCAACCCGAUCUAUGGGAAAUGAUCCGGUCGCCACAAGUGAAGGUCUACCGGUCCACCAUCAGAGCCGUCUCUGCCUUAGAUGCAGGAGACGAUGGACCUGGCAGCGUGGCUAAAGUGACCCUGGCCAAUGGCAGGUGUAUUGACGAAGUCGAUCUGGUUAUCCAUGCAACUGGGUACAAGCCGGUUGUCCCCAUCAAGGUUGAACCGCCGAGUUUUCGCCUCCAUCUGGGUCUUUCGGGCCUGGUGAAUCCAGCCCUUGAUGGUAAUGAUCACGAUAAACUAAGAGCUUCUGAUCCAAUCGAAGUACCGAUGGAUUCGACCGUAGAAGACCACAUUCAACACUGGGCAGCUCUGGACCGAGAGACUGAACCGAUCGUUAGAAAUACUUUGGCUGCGGCCGGGUGCGUUACCAUUGACUGUUCCUUGCAUUCAUGGACAGGUGAUGGCAACAUGUUGCCUUAUCGCCUGUUUCGCCGCAUGGUUCCUCCCACGUUGCUUGCCGAGGACGAUCGCUCCUUUGCGACUCUGGGGGUGGUUCUUACCUCGACAAUCGCGAUCGUGGCUGAAGUCCAAGCACUGUGGGCCGUUGCAUUCUUGACGGGCGGUUUUGACGCAUAUCCAGAAGACUCUGCGUCUGAUCAAUCCGACGGCCUUUGCCUAGGAUUGCUUUCUCCACCUGUGAUGGAGGGGAGUAUUUCGGAGGAUGUCGUACUCGGAUCGCUCACGGGCACUGGUCUUGAGGUCGAUGCAAUUCACUACAAUGACAUCCUGAUGCGUGAUCUGGGGUUGAAUCCUUGUCGUCUUGGGGGAGGUUGCGUACGAGAACUCAUAGGCGUGUACGAGCCAUCCGCAUAUGCUGGGAUAGUCGAUGAAUGGAGGAAGAGACGGGGCCGUGUACUCAACUCAAACUAG
Messenger RNA from Penicillium cinerascens, 2160 nucleotides. RefSeq lists its product as uncharacterized. The transcript is spliced from 4 exons. NCBI's taxonomy places the organism in Eukaryota, Fungi, Ascomycota, Eurotiomycetes, Eurotiales, Aspergillaceae. The record is from RefSeq and is a predicted model, not a curated record. The coding region runs from base 1 to 2160 and encodes 719 amino acids.